This is a messenger RNA of Triticum turgidum subsp. durum (durum wheat), 750 nucleotides long. The record is from the annotation of a GenBank genome assembly. NCBI's taxonomy places the organism in Eukaryota, Viridiplantae, Streptophyta, Magnoliopsida, Poales, Poaceae.
AUGGAGCAGGGGGAGGAGGACGGGGACUGGAUGAUGGAGCCGGCGGCGGGGAAGAAGGGCGGGGUGAUGAUCGACAGGAAGAAGCGCUUCAGCGAGGAGCAGAUCAAGUCGCUCGAGUCCAUGUUCGCCACGCAGACCAAGCUGGAGCCCCGCCAGAAGCUGCAGCUGGCCCGGGAGCUCGGCCUGCAGCCGCGCCAGGUCGCCAUCUGGUUCCAGAACAAGCGCGCGCGCUGGAAGUCCAAGCAGCUCGAGCGCCAGUACGCCGCGCUCCGCGACGACUACGACGCGCUCCUCUCCAGCUACGACCAGCUCAAGAAGGACAAGCAAGCGCUCGUCAACCAGCUGGAGAAGCUGGCGGAGAUGCUGCGGGAGCCGGGCGGGGCCAAGUGCGGAGAUAAUGCCGGCGCUGCCGCCAGGGACGACGUGCGCUUGGCCGUGGCCGGCAUGAGCAUGAAGGACGAGUUCGUGGACGCUGGCGGGGCCAGCAAGCUAUACUCGGCGUCCGAGGGCUGCGGCGGCAGCGGCAAGCUCUCGCUCUUCGGCGAGGACGACGACGACGCGGGCCUCUUCCUCCGGCCCUCGCUGCAGCUGCCAACCGCGCACGACGGCGGCUUCACGGCGUCGGGGCCGGCCGAGUACCAGCAGCAGUCGCCGUCGUCGUUCCCGUUCCACUCGAGCUGGCCGUCGUCCGCGGCGGAGCAGACCUGCAGCAGCUCCCAAUGGUGGGAGUUCGAGUCCCCGAGCGAGUAA